This is a messenger RNA of Columba livia (rock pigeon), 8052 nucleotides long. Its product is annotated as STE20-like serine/threonine-protein kinase. The coding region runs from base 3554 to 7693 and encodes 1379 amino acids. The record is from RefSeq and is a predicted model, not a curated record. Gene Ontology annotation, molecular function: ATP binding; protein serine/threonine kinase activity. Gene Ontology annotation, biological process: protein phosphorylation. NCBI's taxonomy places the organism in Eukaryota, Metazoa, Chordata, Aves, Columbiformes, Columbidae. The transcript is spliced from 18 exons.
UCAACCUGCCUCGCAUUAAACCCAGCAGCGGGGGAGCUUUGUGCCUGUAAUCCAGGCGGCCGAAUGUGACAGCAGGGCUGUAAUUACAUGUUUAUUGUAAUAAUAAUUAACGGUGCUUUAGUGGCGCAAAAGCCGGGCUGGAGGAGCUGAGACCGGACAAACUCAUCCCACCCACAACUUCCCACCGCCCACAGACCCGCGGUGCCUCUUCGGGGCUCGUUCUCAUUAACAGAGUCACCUCGUUAAGCCAAAUUCGGGGUGUUUAGGCCCAAAUUCCCAGCGAUGGGCGUCGCGGUGCUGCCGGCGGCCGGAGCGCGGGGCCGGGAAUAGCGCGGGAGCGGCGCCAAAGCCAUGACGGAGGGUGAGUAAUGGGUUGAAGUCAUCGCUUCCCCGGCGAAAAUAACCCCCUUACAUCACCCAGCGCCGGGCACACGGACCCGCCAGCACCGGGGGGGUGGGAUGAAGGCUCGGGGUGUUCACCAUUGAUGUGGGUCCCCAAUUUUCUCCCCUCUUUUGGGGGUUCCCACCGCCCGGUGUGUUCGUUGCAGCCGUGGUAUGUGCUGAGUUUGGCCGGUCUCGGCUCGGCGGGAUGGGGGGGGUGGCAAAGAGGGGGUGACAUGUGGCUCGUGGUGGGUGACACGACCCUCCCCAAGGGACCCCCCAGUACUCACCGGCUCCGAGGUGACGGGCGGGCGGCUCAUGGGAGGACGAGGCUUUGCUGGUGUCACGGUACCGGGGGGAUGACGGGCUGGGGGGGGGAUGAGUCAUCCCCACUCUGGGAAGUGCGUGUGUGAGUGUGAGCGAGUCUGCGGGUGCCAUUGACUCGUUCGUUACUGGAACGGACGCGCUUUUCGGGGUUCAGCCCCGUGCUGGAUGACUGUGCCGGACUUUCCAGCCUGAGCCCCUGGGUGAUGAUGUGGCCAACGGUGACGCUUGGUCCCCAGGGGGUUUGGGGGCAUGGAUGGGUCGUGGUGGCCGUGAUGCUCAUGGGUUGUGAUCCUGGUUCCAUUGAGAGGGUGGUUUUGCUGGGAAAAGCAAACAGGGAUGGAGCCACCGGUGUCCCCUGGGAUGGGAUCACCCCAAAACGGGGACAGAGCUGCCAGUGUCCCCUGGGAUGGGAUCACCCCAAAACGGGGACAGAAUGACUGAUGUCUCCUAGGCGGGGAUCACCCCCAAAACGGGGACAGAGUCACUAGACAUCACUCCCCAAAUGGGGACAGAGCCACUGGUGUCCCCUGGGAUGGGAUUACCCCAAAAUGGGGACAGAGCCACCAGUGUCCCCUGGGAUGGGAUCAUCCCAAAAUAGGGACAGAGUCACUAGACAUCACCCCCCAAAUGGGGACAGAGCCACCGGUGUCCCCUGGGAUGGGAUCACCCCAAAAUGGGAACAGAGCCACCAGUGUCCCCUGGAAUGGGAUCACCCCCAAAACGCGGACAGAGUGACCAGUGUCCCCUGAGAUGGGAUCACCCCAAAAAUGGGGAUGGAGCCACCAGUGACCCUAGGCUGGCAUCACCCCCAAACCGGGGACAGAGCCACUGGGCAUCACCCUCAAAAUGGGGACAGAGCCACUGGUGUCCCCUGGGAUGGGGAUCACCCCAAAAAUGGGGACAGAGUGACCAGUGUCCCCUGGGCUGGGGGUCACCCCCAAAAUGGGGACUGAGCCCCCAGCAUCACUUGGGUACCACUUUCCAGGGACACUGUCCCUUGUCCCCACGUUGAGCAUCCCAGUCCCAUGGGACUGAGGCCACCCAUAAGUAGGGGACAGUUGGGGCUGGACUGGCGCUACUGGAGAGCACCCAUGGGUGCCCCCUGAGAAUCCCCCCCCUUAAGAAAGAGCCUCCCCAAAACAAGAGAAAAAUCCCCCGUUGAGUCAUUUUGGGCCAACAAUCAGAGACAGGAGCAGCGGGGGGACAUUGGGGGGACAUCUGGCUCCUGUCCCCCCCCUGGGGCUAGAAAAGGGGGUGACAUUAACCCUUUCAUUCCAGGAACACACCUGCCUUUAACUUAAUAAUAACAUGAUUUAAUGAAAACAGCAAAAGAAACUAACAAAAAAAAACCCCAACCACUUGGGUUUCUAUUCCUGACUCUGGUUUCUAUUUGAGCAGAAUGGGGGGGUCUGAAGCCGGGGGGGGGGGAGUAGCUGAGUCCUGCCUCAGUUUCCCCUUUCACACGGUGGCUGAGGGACUCAGCAUCAGCUCUGGAUGGGAAUAUAUUGAAUUUCAGGGCUUUUUUCCAGCAGGAGAAGCUUUUCUGCAGCAUGGGGGGGUUAUUAUUCAAUCUCAUGUAAGAGAUGCUGGGGGGAAAAGGGGAAGAUGUUGGUGGGGUGACGUUGGCCAUAGGUGCAAUGAAAGGCAUCAGGGCUCAGCCAGGGUGCAAAACCAAGCACCGGGUUCUGCUAAAAAUGAGAAGGAAAAGAAGAUGGAAAAGGAAAAGAUGAUGGAAAAGGAAAAGAUGAUGGAAAAGGAAAAGAAGAUGAUGGAAAAGGAAAAGAAGAUGAUGGAAAAGGAAAAGAAGGAAAGACGGAGCCAAAUCUGGAUUGGUGGCACCAGCAUCACCGACACCCCCUUUGGGCACAAACAGCGGCAAGAGGCCUGGCUGCCGUAACAGUGACGAUAGUUUGGAGCACUGAAAAUCGUUACUACAUUCCCAUCAUGGCCCCAGUUGGACCCCAGUUACCGACUGGUGAGCUCUUGAACCUGAUGGAUACAGGGUUCUGAAAUACCCCAUCCAAACGGGCUGCAAACCGGGGUGUCAACAUCUCACACCCCCACAACACGGGGGGAGACACGGCCGAACGCCAGCCUGACCAUGAGGCUUUUUCCAGGGGAAAAUUAAUUAAUGAGGCACUAAUGAGGCUUAGUGACCUCCACCUGGGGUAUCCAGCACCUAUGGGACCUAUUUAAUCUCAGGUCAGCCAGAGGGUCUGUUUCUGCUGGAUGUGGGGGGCAUAGGGGGGUGGAAAUUCAUAGGUUGUGCACCUACAGAAACAUCCAUCACCAUAAAGGACUAUAUAGGGGUCCUUUAUAGACCCAGGCACCCUAUAGACCCCGCCUGGGGCUCUGGCAGGGUUGUGGGUGGCAUGUUUGGGUGACCACAAACCCACCUGGAGACACCCACGGGUGGAUGUGAUGGACAAGGAGCGAAACAUCUUUGAUGAGAAGAAUUGGUGUUGAGCUGCUCCAGGGGACGCUGAGGUUGGAAAUUUGGGAUAAUUUCUUCCCCAAAGGGCUGUCGGGCAUUGGAACCCAGGACAGUGUUGGAGUCACCAUCCCUGGAGGGUUGGACAGACAGACAGACAUGAGGUUCUCAGGACAUGGGGCAGUGCUGGGGGUGGGUUAUAGUUGGACUCGAUGAUCUUGAGGGUCUUCCCCAACCAAAACGAUCCUGUGAUUUGAUUUUCUCUUCGGCACCUCCACCUUGCGGCACAUCCUGUGGCGCUCGGCCCCUUCCUGCCCGCGAGGAGGAGGAGGAAGAGCCGCGAAGGCUGCGAGGGCGCUGGGGGAAGGAGCUCAGCCCCAGCCGCCCCCUUUUGCCCCGCAUGGAGGUGGCCCCAUGGCUUUUCUGCGGCGGCUCUUUGGUUUGUCGGAGAAGAAGAAGCGGCUGCCGAGGUGGUACGAGCACAUCAAGAGGGACGUCGACCCUGAGGAGACCUGGCUUGUGCUGGGCGAGUUGGGGGAUGGCGCCUUCGGGAAGGUCUUUAAGGCACAGAACAAGGUGACGGGGGUGCUGGCAGCCGCCAAGGUGAUCAACACCCCUAGCGAGGAGGAGCUGGAGGAUUAUGUGGUGGAGAUUGAGAUCUUGGCUUAUUGCGACCAUCCCAACAUCACCAAGCUGCUGGACGCGCUCUACUGGGAUGGGCGGCUCUGGAUCUUGGUGGAGUUUUGUCCCGGAGGGGCCGUGGAUGCAGCAAUUUUGGAGCUGGAGAAGGGGCUGACGGAGGAGCAGAUCCAGGUGGUUUGCAAGCAGCUGCUGCUGGCGCUGCGGUACCUGCAUGGCCGCAGGAUCAUCCACAGGGACGUCAAGGCCGGCAACGUCCUCCUCACCCUGGAUGGGGACGUCAAGCUGGCUGAUUUUGGUGUCUCGGCCAAAAACUCAAGCACAGUCCAGCGCCGCGUGUCCUUCAUUGGCACCCCGUACUGGAUGGCCCCGGAGGUGGUGCAGUGCGAGACGUCCAAGGAGAACCCCUACGGCUACAAGGCUGACAUCUGGUCACUGGGCAUCACACUGAUUGAGAUGGCAGAGAUGGAGCCCCCCUACCACGAGCUGAACCCCCUCCGGGUGCUGCUGAGGAUCGCCAAGUCCCAACCACCCACCCUGCGUCACCCCAAGAGAUGGUCUGAGGACUUCAAGGACUUCCUGAGGAAAUCCUUGGAGAAGAGCCCUGAGGCACGGUGGUCGGCCAGCCAGCUUCUGCAGCACCCCUUUGUCGUGGGUAUCUCUGACAAGCGGCCGCUCCGGGAGCUGGUGGCUGAAGCCCGGGCUGAUGUGCUGGAGGAAGAGGAUGAGGAGGAAGGUCCGGUGGCCUUGCCUGGGCAGGAGCAUGGAGAGUCCUCCUGUCCCCCAACUCCAGGGGGUCACAUGGAUCUUCAGCCCCCAGAUGCUGUGGGGAGAGUCCUUGAGGAGCUGGAUGUCCCAUCUGAUGUCCAAGCGGUGGCAGAGCCCAGAAGCACAAGAGCAUCCGAUUUCUUGAAGCAAAUGAGAAAGUCCUUGCCUGGGCCCGUGGGCUCCAUGAGGGUCCCUGUGAAACGUCCGUCUGAGUUCUUGAAGCUGCUGCGGCGCAGAUCGUUAUUUGGGGAGUUGAAGCCCCAAGAACCAGCCAAGGAGCAGCGUGAGGCAGAGCCGAGAGGCUUGGAGAUCAUGGAGCUGGAUGUUCCUCAAGGGACAUCAGCCCCAGCAGAAACAGGAGGAGAAGUUCAAGUGUGUCAAGAGGAGGAGACCAACCUUCUGGGGACCUCCUGCGAUGUGACCGAGCUCCCCUUGGGGCCACAGCGGGCAGGAGACCUUGCUGAAGUGAAAGAAACGAAGGUUGAGCAGGUUGGACCCAAGGCAGACCAGGUUGGACCCAAGGUGGAGCCACAGGAGAAAAGCCAACGUCCCAACCCAUCACUGGUGACCGAAACAUCCAUGGAGGGACAUCUUACAGUCCCACCGAGCCCUGGUUUGAUCCCCAAAAGCAAUGACAACACUGAGUCAAGCAGAGACUCUACUUUAUGCUCACUGGCCCUGUCCACACCUGUGACCAGGGACUGGGACAGAGACUUGGCAGUGGGGCAGCUGGUGGCAGCCCUGGACCUGUGGACCUUGGCGACCAAAACCCAGAGCUUCAAGUCGCUGGCAGAGCAUCAGCAGCGGGUUCCUCAGUCAUUGCUAGACCUGAGGGUUGAGGUUGGCUUCUCUGGGGAUGGAGAUGGCCUUGGGGAGGAUGGUGAUGGGGCAGGGAGGGCACCUGUGGGACCUGAGGGUGCAGGGGAGACUGAGAUGAUGGAGCAGAGGGUGCCAGUGGGCGAGGUGUUUCUGAUGCCUGGUGUGACGGAGGAGGUAGUGGUGAGGUUGGAUGUGCUCAAGGGAUGGCAGGAGCCCCUGGAUGGAGAGAAGAACAAAGGGGAGAGAAACUCCAUCAUGUGUGAGCCCAUUGCUGAGGUCCUGGACCUGGUUGAGCAGGAGGUGGGGAGGAAUGAGGAGGAAGAUGCAGAUGAUGUUGAAACUGGGGUGGAAACUUCUCCUGAGGAAGCCCUGGUGCUAGCAGAAGUUACACUGGAAGAGGAUGUUGUAAAAGGGUGUUUGAUUGGAGACUGUAAACCAGUGGAAGAUGGAGCCAGCCUGGAAGAACUGAUGUUGGAUGGAGAGGAACCAGAGGCAGAACCUGCAGGAGAAGGACCUGUGAGUGAGGAGGCCCAAAAUCCAGCAGAGGAUUCAUCCUUCAUGGAGAUGGCAGGGUUUGUUGGAGAAGAAAUGGAGGAGAAAGAGGAAAACAGCUCCAGAGACAACCAGCCAAGGGCUGCUCCUGAGGAUGGCUGGGAAGGACGAGCUGGAAAUGGAGAGCUUGGAGAAGAUGGGGUGCAGGUUGCUCCAGCUCCUGAAGAACCACCAAGAGAUGAACCUGGAGAGGGGAUGGGUGGCUUGAAUGGUCAUGGAGCAGCAUCAGAGCUCCAGGAGACCUUUGGUGGACAUCCAAAGGCCACGAAGACCAUGAACUUUGGUGGCCUUGUCCGCGUGUCUUCCCAGGCGCGGGCAGCAUGGGAUGCAGGGACUACACCAGGUCCAUCCAUCACGGCAAAGCAAGGAGAGGAGCCAUCCCCUGGGGAAAACCCUGCAGGUGUAGAAGGUCCAAACCCCCUUCCUGCAGCAGCACAACCUCUUCCCUCAGCUGGAGAAGCCCAAAAGGAACCUGCGUCGCUCCAAAGGACGGUGAAGAAAACGCGGAGGUUUGUGGUGGAUGGGGAGGAGGUGAGCGUGACAACCGCUGGGACCGUCGGCAAGGCUGGGGCAAGGGACGAGAUGGUGCGAUCGGCUCGGCGCCAGGAGCUGCGCGCGCUGCGGGUGCUGCAGAAGGAGGAGCAGCGAGCCCAGAGCCAGCUGGAGCAGAAGUUCCACCAGCAGCGGGAGCUGAUGUUCCGUCACAUCGAGCAGGAGAUGAUGAGCAAGAAGGAGUUCUACGACCGGGAGGUGGAGAGCUUGGAGCGGCGCUGCCAGCAACUGAGGGAACGUCAGGAGCUGGAGUACACAGCAAGGCUGCAGGAUGAGGCCAAGCGCCUCAAGUUGCUCCAGGAGAAGGACAGUGGGAGGAGGAUGCAAGAGCUGAAGGGCAAUGGGAGAGAGGUGAGGGCUGGGGCAGCGCCGGUGCCACCAGGAGCUUGGGGACCAUCUUGGUUGUGUUUUGCGAUGAAGUCCCCGCAUCGCUUGCCGCAGGAGCAGCGGUUCCUGCAGCAGCAGCAGGAGGAACUCAACGCAGCCCUGCAGAGGGUUGUCCAGGAGCACAAGAAGAGGAUGAUGUCCAUCGACUGGGAGUGCAGCAGCAAGAUCCACAGCCUCAGGAGAGCCCGCGAGUCGGUGGUGUGGAGCAUGGAGCAGGGGCACCUCCAGGAGAAGUACCAGCUCUUCGGGCAGCAGGUGAAGGAGCAGCAUGCGCUGCAGCAGCAGCAGCUCCGCAAGCGCCAUGAGAAGGAGAUGGAGAGGGUGAAGCGCUUCCACCAGUUCCUGCUGGAGGAUCUGAGGAGCCAGCAUGCGCAGGAGCGGGCCCAGCUGCUGAAAAGCCAACGCUGCAAUGCCAAAACCCAUCUGGCCCUCUUCAAGGAGAACCUGAAGAGCCAGGAGGCCAGCGGGGCCAAGCAGAGGGCCAAGCAGUUCCUGCAGCACGAGGAGCGACGGCAGCGAGAGGCGGUGCAGCAGCUGCAGGAGCAGCAGAUGCAGCAGAUGCAGGAGCUGCAGCAGCAACAGGCUGAGAGCCUGGCAGAGCUGGAGCAGAUGCAGAGUGAGAAGAUGAGCCUCUUGGCCGAGCAGGAGAGGAGGCAGCUGGGGCGGCUGGAGCAGGAGCACGCCAUGGAGCUCAGCCAGUGGAAGCAACGCCUGGCUGCACGCAAGGAGAUGCUGGAGGAGGAGCUGGGGAACUCGCUGUUGGUGCAGCAGCGGGGAGGGCUGCCCAGCGCCCGCAGCAGAAACAGGAUCAGCCGCUUCUUCCACCUCCCGUCCUGACACCACGCUGGGGUGACUGGGGACAAGGGACAGGCAGCUGCCUGGGGACAGUACCACGGCUCUGCUCGGAGGUGGGAUGGAAGGAUCUCGAGGGUGACACAAGGACCAGCUGCCCUGGGGGUGCUGAGAUGCCGGGCAGGACAUGAUGCAGAUCUCGGGGGGUGGUGUGGGGGUCCAAAACCCCUCACUGUGCUGGAGGGGUGGAGUGAAGCAGGAGCUGCCACCCCCGAGGACCCUUGGGGGUGUCACCCCACUGGUCUCCAAGCUGGGGAUGCAGAGGUGUUGCUGGAGCUUCCUGCACGGAGCUCCCCUCAGCUGAAUGGCAACUCGAGGAAAUACAUCCUUUCUUUGUUAAUUAA